AUUUAUUUUAAGAUAUAAUGAUCAAUAAAGGUCAGUCGCAUUUAGAAAGAUAGUGAUAUUAAAGUUUUUUGUGUUGUAUGCACUUCAAUUUGAUUUGCCUUCUGGUCUCUUAAAAUCUUGUGAAAACUUGUGACAUGAUAAUCAGAGAUCAAAAAGUACUGUCAUUUGGAAGAAAAUAAUAUUGAUACAUCAUGGCUGAUUCAUCUUAUGAAAAAGGACUCACAGAACUUUCAAAAAUGAAGGUUGCAGAUUUGAAGAUUGAGUUAAAACAUAGAGGACUACCUACUACUGGUAAUAAAAAUGAAUUGGUUGAAAGGCUUCAAUUAGCAAUUCAUGAUUCUGCUUUAUCUUUGGAUGAAACUACGGAAGAAAUUUUAGAUGAGGAUGCAGUUCUUGGUGAUGAAGAAAUAGAAGAGUUAUCAAAUAAACCUGACUCACAAGAAGGAAAUGAAAAAAGGAAAUUGUCUACUGAAAGUAAUAUAAGUGCAAAAAAAAUAGUUUUAAAUCGAAAACCAGUAAUUGAAGAAAUUAAGAAUGAACAAACAGAAAAAAUUGAAAUUGAUACAAAAUCUAUUGAGACUGCUCCACCAGAAAGAAAGAUAAUUAAAUUAUCAGAACUUGGUAUCAAAGAGAGAUUAGAAAUGAGAGCUAAGAAAUUUGGAUUACCAUUAUCAGAAGCUGCUAAAAAAGAAGCUAGAUCUGCAAGAUUCAGUAUUAAUAAUCAAAAUAGUAAAUCAGCUGCAUCUGUAAAAACACCUGUGCAUACAACUUAUGAAGUUUUAAAAAAACGAGCAGAAAGAUUUGGUACAUCUGUUUCUAGUCUAAUGGAAAAGGCUGAAUUGGAGGCUAGAAUAGAAAAAAGAAAAGUCAGAUUUGGUGAAGUGAAGCCUGCAAAUAAGAAAGUAUUUUAUAAUAAAAUUAAAAUUGUUAAAUGAUAUUCAGUGUUAUACAUGAAACAGCAAUUUAGAUUGCAAACUUUACUUUAAGCUUUCUUAUUUGUAACAUGAUUAUUAUAUACAAAAAUAAAAAUUCAUUGUAUUUGUUAUAAAAUGCAUGACGAAAAGUUUUUUUUGAUAUUAUAAUAGUUUAUUUUUAUUUUUUAUAACAAUUAUACGUGAA
Molecule: messenger RNA, 1119 nt
Organism: Apis laboriosa (Himalayan honeybee)
Lineage: Eukaryota; Metazoa; Arthropoda; Insecta; Hymenoptera; Apidae
Product: SAP domain-containing ribonucleoprotein
Exons: 7
Coding region: 192-935 (247 amino acids)
Biological process (GO): poly(A)+ mRNA export from nucleus
Cellular component (GO): nucleus
Source: RefSeq, a predicted model, not a curated record